GCCUCUGUAUGUCUCGUGGCUACGCGUUCGAAACAGAUGGUCACGUGAUCUCGGAAAUCGUCAGGCGCGCCUUCUCGACCACACUCUACCCUUGACGGUUGCAGCGUUCGCCGCUAAGGGCGCCACCGUCGCGCCCGGCCAGACGGCACGCGUGCCGCUCCAAGUGGGUCGCGCAUGCGCCGUCUUUAUCGGCGAAACACCGUCGCGUACGUCCCGAUGGGUUAUGUUGUAAGCGAUUACGCGACUGAUCCGCCGCCGGCGAUGACUUUUUAUCAACGCGAAACGCGCCGUUAUCAACCUUGGACCUGGGGAACUGCGGUGGCGCGUCGCCACCGCGUCGUCGUCAGAGAGCAGCACGGCCGCGACGAACUAUUUUAGAUUUUCGUGGUCCGUCGGCGAGCGGGGCCGCCGCCGUCGUCACACCUCGCCCGAUUUUUCCGCGAGUGCAGUGCGUACCGUGUGCGAGAACGCCGUUCCCGUUUCGUUUUUUUCUGUUUUUUUUUUCGAUUCCGUGCGUUCGAGGGUCGCCGUCGCGGCCUCCUCGAUCCCCAAAGCCGUCAAAAUUCCCCGCUCAAUUUGUAAUUUUAGUGACAGUGAUAGUGAGAUGAGCUACAAGGACCGCGGCUCGCCGAUCCUCCUCGAGAGCGGUCUCAAGUCGUUCCUCGGACACCCGGGACACAGUUUUCCGCUGAUCAACGGAAACAGCAAACCGAACCAUCCUCACGGCCACUCGACGAUCAAAGACCUGGCCAGCAGUUUGCUGGGCGACGACAAGAACAAAGAUGACGGCGAGCUGUGGAGCAACGUCGAAGCACAAACCGCCUUCCUGGGCCCAAACUUAUGGGACAAGACCUACGAAACGGACCUCAAGUAUGUCGACUUAGAUGAGUUCCUAUCGGAAAACGGGGUAUCCAUGGACGGUCUCGGGUCCCACGGUGCCAUCGGUCCCGUAAACGGAACCCAUCCCCUCCCGAAACGGGAACGAUCUCCAAGUCCCAGCGACUGCAUGAGUCCGGACACCAUUAACCCCCCAUCGCCCGCCGAUUCGAUUUUUUCUGAAGCGUUAUCGAUGGCUUCGAGUUGUCGAGACUUCGAUCCACGGACAAGAGCAUUUUCAGAUGAGGAACUCAAACCGCAACCGAUCAUCAAGAAGUCGCGGAAGCAGUUCGUGCCCGACGACCUCAAAGACGACAAAUAUUGGGCCCGACGCAGGAAGAACAACCUCGCGGCCAAGAGAUCGAGGGACGCGCGACGAAUGAAAGAAAACCAGAUCGCGCUGAGGGCGGGCUACCUCGAAAAGGAGAACGUGGGACUCCGUCAAGAAUUGGAACGACUGAAAAAAGAAAACCUCGUGUUGCAGAACAAACUGGCAAAGUACGAAGACGUUUAAGUUUUACGCGACGGGACAACGUUUCGUAAUUCAAGGCGGUCAUCGUCAGGUCGCGUAAGACGAAAACAAAGCGAAUCGAGGGCGUGUUCCUUCGCGUAAAAUUGAAAACGCGACAUUUGUAUAUAAACCAUGCGCAUUCUGUAGUCAUCAUUUCGUAGUGUUAAUUUUAAUACGACAUUCAGUAGGAAAACAAUAGUUUUGCGUACCUUCGUGAUUUUUUUUUUUUGUUAUUUUCGCCCGGAAAUGGGUUUCGGCAUCCCUGUCGGCCUUUUAUAUUACGGGGUGGAUGGUUUUUCAAUUACCACGAAGGGUUUUACGACACGGCGAUUAAACUUACGGUGGAGUUGCCUACAUUGUUUGUUUGUAAUUGAUAUUUACUUGUUUCGAGUUCAACUUAGGCAAAACGGUUUUUUAAAUCGAACCAUGCGGUAAAACACAAUAAGAGCCUCUCAAAAUGUGAAAAAAGUUUAUAUAAUUAAAAUUUAAUACCUCGAAAAUUUCAGCAUAAAGAGUUUUGCUGUCGAGUCUUCUAAUGUGUCCUCUGAACCCCUUUUAAUGGAUAAAGAAGUCCCAACUUUCCUCUGCGGCCGGUGUUUCUUUACUUUACGUGUACUUUUAAUAUAUUGAGCUCUUACUCCGGAUGUGGAUUGCAAAUUUAGAGAUCUUCUUUAUGUUGAUUAUUCUGAACUUCAACUGGACCAACAAAUGGUCUUCAGACUUUGUGCAUGGUUAUUGGUUCUUCUACAUCAAGAGGCUGCAGACUGGCGAACUUCAAAUUUUUACUAUCAGCAGUAUGACCAUCUAGUAACAAGAAUAAUGUAACCAGUGCGGGAAAUUUCAGUAAGGCUACCUCUUUUAAGUUCCUUCUCACAUACAGCCCAGUUAUUGUAGUAUUGACACCCCUUUCUCCGCUCUGAAUUCCACAAACUUGACGUUUGAGACAACCUGCUUCAUUUUUUAUUUUUGUAUUAUAUUUGUCUAUUAGACGUUCCAAAAUAUCAACAAACUGCCAUGAUGAGGUUGAUUCUGGUUAACAAUCUGACAGAACCACUUCUUUCCAGCAUGGGAGGCGAUUUUUACUUCCAGGUUCACAAUAGGCAACUUAGGCAAUGUAUAUUUCAUUCAUAGAAACGGUUUUAAGCCUAAACUUGCAAGAGAUGUUCAUAAAACCAUGAUUUAAAUGCAGAGAGCUACUUACCGCUGCCAGGCUUCUAAAUACACCCUCAGGGGUAUGAAAAAUUAGCAUUACCAAAAUUCCAGUCAGGUGUUAUACUAGCCAGGUUUCAUGAGUAAUUUAAUUUAUUAGCGAGCUCAAUAUAUACGUCAAUGUAUCUCGGUAAAUAGAGUCUAAAAAUUUAUUUAUCUAAUCACUUUCGUUUUUGAAAUUCCAUAAAUUUGAUCGUUUUGUUAAGGUGUAGGGGGCGCUGUGAUCGGGGCAUUUUAUGCCGCAGUUAUGCAGUUAAAAAGAAUUUUCGUACUUUGACUUUUAUUUUCGGCGUUUCUUUAACAGUAUGAACUUCUUCCUCUUGGUGUUCUCUUAGUUACGCUUUCCACCGAUCCAUCCAUCAAUCCAUCAAUCUUGCAACUCCUUUCGAAGCUUCACUGCAUCUAUCAUAUUAAGGGACAAUUUUUCUUCGGACUUUAGUAGACUUUGGGAGAUUUGGGGAUGUGCAACGCGGUUAUCUAAGGGAAGUAAUUUAAUUCCUGCAUCCCAUUUUCGUACCUGUGACCGACAAACGCUUGAUAUUCUUAAACUAUCAUGGGUUAGUUUCCAAUCACGACUACCAUUCUUUUUUCUCUUCUCAUCUAGGCAGCUACCAACACUGUUAUAUACAUGCUUUAGAAAGUUUCUAUCUAGCGUCAGCCAGUUUUGGCCAAGUUUUCUCCAUCCCUUCCGGAGCGUCGUAAUGAUAUUUCGCUUUUGUUUCCUCCCUAUCUAGAGAUCUAGAGAUAAAAGAAGGUAAGAGAUCCUACUACUUUGUUACCUGAUGUGCCCUUUUUUCUUUCGGCAUAAAGAGCGGGAAUUUCGUUGAACCUAGUGGAUUAAUACAUAGCUUUGUACGGAGAUCUAAUAGGAUAACAAAUUUUUAUCGUAAUACAGAGUUUUACUUUAUACGCUGUGUUUUAUAUUUUCAUUGUCACAAUCACUUUUGCUUAUGAAUAUCGUAAAUAAUACGACGAGAUUAUUUCCUUUUGUGUUUUACAAAAUGUACGCUGUGUCGUCAAACCUCCGGAUUCCGGAGUUUUCAACCAACCAAGACCAGUUUGAGUCACGCGCACAAUUAACAAUGACGGCGACUACACUUCAACGCCCAAUUACGGGUUUCAUCUGUCGGGCGCCUCCCACCCCGUAGUUUCUAAUUCGGCAGCUGGCGCUCUGUUACUCGGCGGGGCGUGGUUUCGGUCAAGCCUGGUGGGGGAGGAGGCGGGCCCACGGCCGCGUCCGAUUGGCCGGGGCGUUGCUACGCAACCACAUCGGUCGGAGGGAAACACGCCCCCGCCUCUUAGUAUAGUACUUGUUGAUUGUUUUUAUGUUUAUAUAGUUUAUUUUUCCGGUUGGAGUUAAGUUAGCGUAGUAUCUUAAGAAAGAAUGUUAGUAAAUUUCGUAGCGCGCUCACAUGAUUACGGUAUCGAGAGAGAGAGAGAGAGAGAGCGAGAGAGAGAGGGUGAGAGUUGUUUAAUUUUUUGCAUCGCGCACUAGUUACGGCAUUUUCGCACGAUGCCACACUGCCAAGACUCGUUUGUACUUGUUCGUGUGACGUACGAACGUUACCGCGUCACGAAGAGCCUCCGUUUGGGCACGCCUUAUCGCAAAUAAAAAAAUAAAUAAAUUUUUAUAUUUGUUGGACGAGAAACCUAAUAAUGUUGUAAUAUAUUGUAAUAUUUUUCGCGCGUUUCGCGUUGGUUAAUUAUUACGAACAUUGUACAAUGAAAUUCGUCGACUACGACGAUGUUUUACGUAUGUUUAACACCGAGGCCUACGGUACGAUAAUAGUUGCGCUUUUCGUGCUAGGUUUUCAGUUCGUGGUAGGAAAAUACAAACAAAAACCAAUAAAAGGGCAAACAUACUGUAACCGCUAUUGUGAGCAUUAAAUGA
Messenger RNA from Cylas formicarius (sweet potato weevil), 4487 nucleotides. It is a transcript of the gene Pdp1, whose product is annotated as hepatic leukemia factor. The transcript is spliced from 5 exons. Gene Ontology annotation, biological process: regulation of transcription by RNA polymerase II. Gene Ontology annotation, molecular function: DNA-binding transcription factor activity, RNA polymerase II-specific; RNA polymerase II cis-regulatory region sequence-specific DNA binding. NCBI's taxonomy places the organism in Eukaryota, Metazoa, Arthropoda, Insecta, Coleoptera, Brentidae. The coding region runs from base 605 to 1390 and encodes 261 amino acids. The record is from RefSeq and is a predicted model, not a curated record. Gene Ontology annotation, cellular component: nucleus.